AGUUUAGUAGUGGCAAGAACCAGUAGACGGCGUAUACACAGCUGCUCCCUCCCAUAGUUCAUUUUCCAGCCGCCUCGGGCGCUGCAAUCGACGAAGCGAGGUCAUGCCCCCUUCUCCCCGGGCUAACUCCGAAAGGACAGCAAUGCCUUGCUGCGAUUUAGAUGCGGAUGGGGUAGAAACAGAAACGGCUAUGUUGACGGCACUUUUCGAUCCCACAGAAUGGCCUCCUCUUUUAAAUCUUAUGGAUAACGCUACCUCUGCAGCAGCAACCAUGUCUGAAAUUCCUGAAGGUUUGUCGAAAAUUGAACAGAGGAGAAAGAGGACAAACGACUCGGAAACUAAUGAAAUUCAUCAUAAGAGAACACGUUUAACAUCCAACGAUAAACAAACAUCCGAAGACGAAAUGGAAUCAUCUGAAGAUGACGAUGAUGAUGAUAAUCAAUGGGAGAGAAGAAAUUUAGAGGAGAAGAGAAACAUUCUUAGGAUUUCUGUUUACAAGAUGAGAGUUAUUGAAGACCCCGAAAUUUUCCUAAGACGUUCUGUUCUUAUUCAUAAUACAAUACGUCGCCUGCAAGUGGAUAUGGAUCAAGAUCAUUUUAUAGAAUCCACUCAAAACUUUGUAGCUAAGGAGAUCGAAGUUAAAACCGAAGGAUCUAUCGAAGGAGAAAAUAACUGUCUCAUAGGCUUUAUGGGAUAUCAAGAUCAUCCUCGAGAAGAACUAGAUCAAGAUAAUACCAAAGAAUUUUCGAAUGACAUGGCAGAUUAUACUGACGACGAUUCAGAUGAAGAUGAAGAAGAGGAAGAAGAACUGUGUAGUACCAAAGAUUAUCACGACGAUAGAUUAAGUCCUAAAGAACCGACAGGAGACGUAGAAGAAAGGUUAACAACUGGUUGCUUAUGUUAUUCAGAUAGUUGGUGUAGGCAAGAUUGUAAUAGAGACUGUUCGGGUACUAGGAGAGAAAGCAAUCAAUGUGCUACCGAAUAUAGAACUGUAAGAAAUAAUAAUCAAGGGGAAAGUGUCUUCGAUUCUGUAGUGUAUCAAAGUCUGUUGGUGUCGCUGGAAUCUUGAAAGAAGCUUGUUAUCCUUCUUACAUUUUCGAUAACAUGAAUAAUAAUACUGUGCGUGACCUACUUAAAGUUCUUCGAGUCGUUUCUUUUUUAUCCUCGUUGUCUUCGCCGAAAGUGGAACGUACAUGCCUUGCAGACAAGAGAGAGGGCCUUCACCUCUCUACCUGAAGCAGUUGUAAUUACCUGUCUUCGAAUAACAGUUGUACUUAAUCGUCGCUGCCGGAGGCGAAUGUUUUAGGGUUUUGUUUGUUUAUUUUGAUAUCAUUUUUGUCCACAAGUAACGGAUUAUUUCCACUUUCCUUCUUUGUGCCAAAUGGGGAUUGUCCAUUUCGUUCUGGUCUUCUCGCGUGCUCUCUAAAGUCCAAACUAUUUCCAUUUGAUUCUUUUUCUUACUUAGACAUACAGAUAAUAUAAUUCUAUUAAGUCGGUAGAAAGAAAUAUCGAAAGACAAUGUUUCAUUAGUAAGAGCAGCGAUUCAUCUCAGUGAACACGCUGCAAUACUUAAUUACUGAGAUACCUAAAAAAAAAUGCCCAUUUUUCUUCCCUUCUGAUUAUUAAAUUUAAUAAGUAAUUUAUUUCGGAAUGUCAUAUAUAAUGCAUUCACUCAAUAGAUUUAUUGUUAUAUAAAUAUACAAGACUAAUAAUAAAUCAUUUUUUCCUGCUACAAAUAUUUACAAUAGAGAAUCGAAAUGGAUAAUAAUCCAUAAUUGAUCUGUUACGUAAAAUUUCGCUUGGUCGCUGGUAUAAAAAAAUAUAUAUAUAAUAAAUAAAAAAAAAAAAGCUUAAUGUUCAGUAUGCAAUUUGCAUCGUCAUAUCUUUUUUUACUGUUUUUAGCAUCGUUUUAGAUGCGUUAUUUCUUUUUUUUUCAUAUCGUAUAUGCAUGCAUGUUUUCAGAAUUCGAAUAUUUUUUUUUAAACGUUCGAAUUAAAUCAUUCAUCAUUGCAAGUUUAAUUAACAAAAUUUGAUUAAUACUUCGUCGUGUUCGAAUUAGCAAUCGUAUGUAUGUAUCUAUUCUAUACAGUAGGGGUGGAGAUGACCUAGUCCUUGAACUUGCACCCAAAGCUGUAGAGAUGUGGGGCCGUGAUUCACGACCCCAACCACUCCUCUGGUCCUGCAGAAGGCGGCGAUUGAGGUCGAGAAAUUUUUCCCUCUAAAAAAUACAAUCUAUGUUUCUUCUAAACUUUUUUUCUAUGAGGUUAAAUGUUUUUUUUUUUUU
Centruroides sculpturatus (bark scorpion) is the source of this 2284-nucleotide messenger RNA. RefSeq names its product FK506-binding protein 4-like. The transcript is spliced from 2 exons. NCBI's taxonomy places the organism in Eukaryota, Metazoa, Arthropoda, Arachnida, Scorpiones, Buthidae. Bases 104 to 1069 code for a protein of 321 amino acids. The record is from RefSeq and is a predicted model, not a curated record.